Messenger RNA from Aspergillus melleus, 612 nucleotides. RefSeq names its product putative Rho-like small GTPase. The transcript is spliced from 4 exons. Bases 1 to 612 code for a protein of 203 amino acids. The record is from RefSeq and is a predicted model, not a curated record. Lineage: Eukaryota; Fungi; Ascomycota; Eurotiomycetes; Eurotiales; Aspergillaceae. Gene Ontology annotation, molecular function: GTPase activity; GTP binding.
AUGGCUGAGGCUCGUCGGGAUCCUGAGUCCACGGUGACUAUACUCCUGUUGGGAGAUCCGGGGUGUGGAAAGUCAACUUUUCUCUCACGCUUGAAGAAUGGCCCAAAUGGAACAAGAGGACAAAGUUCGACCGCACAAGAGAGUAGCGUAGAGCCUCUACGGGACAGUGACCAGCCUUUCCUCUACGACAUCCGUUUUUCGAAGAAAUCAUUCACCCUCGAAUUAUACGACACAGCAAGUCCCAACCAGCACUGGACCACGUUGAAACCGGACGUGGUUCUUUUAGCUUUUGACAUUUCCAACCGCGAAACUUUAGCUGGGCUGAAAAACUGGCGACAAGACAUCAUCCGGUACUUCCAACAUGGCAUCGGCGAACGUAUCCCCGUCAUGAUGAUAGGUCUCAAAAGGGACUUGAGAGUCGACGACGAAACUCUAAUCUAUCCGCAAGAAUCAUAUCGCAUUGCCCAGGAACUUCGUUGUGAUCGAUACGCAGAGUGCUCUGCUGUUACCGGCGAGCUUUUGGCAGAGACAUUUGAGGAUCUGGCGAGACUGGCCGGAAUGACGACUACGGAAAAGGGUGGACAGACUGAGGGAGGCUGUACUGUUAUGUGA